UUGGCUUGUUCGGUCGACGUCAUCGCUUCAGGUUGCAGGUGGUUUUACGAACAUGUGCAGCACGACAAGAUUAAGAUAACGCUUGAGUCCACCAAGUGAGUACAGACACAAGACCAAGCUGAUAUUACUAUAAUGCGACUCCGUCACAUUUUUCUUUUCUUCCUUCUUGGAAUGUUUGUUGGCUUAUCACUGAGUGGGUGUCACCUGAAUGCGAAGCUCAAAUGGCUGCUCUCUCUGAUUCUCAGGCUUGUUUACUGGGGAUUCACCUCCAUUUGGUUUAGAAAUCAUCUAACAGGUCAACUGGGUCGGACAGACGUUGCUUCUGUGACACCAUGGUUAGCCCCGAUUGUUUGGGAAGGAACCUUUGACUCCACAGUGAUCGACUCUAUCCACAAACAACAAAACAUCACCAUAGCAACCACUGUCUUCGCUUUGGGAAAAUAUACACGUUUUCUUAAAGAUUUCUUGGAAUCAGCAGAGGAGCAUUAUUUUGUUGGAUUUCAUGUGCAUUACUACCUGUUUACAGAUCAACCAGAGGAAGUUCCUAAUGUAAAACUAGGUGAAGAACAUUACCUGACGGUAAAGAAGGUUCCAAGUAUGAACCGAUGGCAGGAUAUUAGUAUGAACAGGAUGAAAAUACUGGAGAAACUAAUAGAGAAUGAACUGGCCAGUGAGGCAGACUACAUCUUCUGCCUUGAUGUCGAUACAAAGUUCUAUGGCCGCUGGGGAGUGGAGUCUUUGGGUCGUCUGGUAGGUGUGAUACAUCCCUGGUUCUUUGAUGCUCCAAGGUUUAUAUUCACAUAUGAGCGUAGACCAGAGUCUCAGGCAUACAUUCCAGCUGGAGAAGGUGAUUAUUAUUAUACUGGCGCUGCAUUCGGCGGCUCAUUGAAAGAUGUGCAUCAUCUCACCAAAACCUGUCGGGAGCAGAUAAACAUUGACAUCGCAAACUCCAUUGAGGCGAUAUGGCAUGAAGAGUCCCACUUGAACAAGUAUUUCCUUCAUAACAAACCCAGUAAACUGCUUUCACCUGAAUAUCUGUGGCGGGACAUUAGUAUGAGUUCAGGCCGAGUAAAAAUAAUUCGCUUCUCUCAUGUUUCCAAAAACAAUGCUGAAGUUCGUCCAAACUUGUAGCACUUUUGAAAGAGUUUAUAUCCACAUUAACACGUUGAGUUUCACAAGUAAAAAAAUCUUUACUUUUGGGGAAAAAUGGGCAAACACAACUGUUGUUUCUGAAAAAAAAACAACUUUGUAGAUUGUAAAUGUGAUUUAAAAACAUGAUUGUGUAAAUGAGUGUGAUGAAGUGAGUUAUGUUUCAACAGAGACAUCCACCUAAAAGACAAUACAGUUUUAAUCAAUCAUGAAUGUCAAAUCCUUUUUGUCAAAUAUUUUUCUAGUAAAACAAAUGGUUUAACAUCCUUAA
This is a messenger RNA of Puntigrus tetrazona (Sumatra barb), 1420 nucleotides long. Its product is annotated as histo-blood group ABO system transferase-like. Bases 133 to 1131 code for a protein of 332 amino acids. Gene Ontology annotation, biological process: carbohydrate metabolic process. The record is from RefSeq and is a predicted model, not a curated record. Lineage: Eukaryota; Metazoa; Chordata; Actinopteri; Cypriniformes; Cyprinidae. Gene Ontology annotation, cellular component: vesicle; Golgi apparatus; membrane. The transcript has 7 exons. Gene Ontology annotation, molecular function: hexosyltransferase activity.